CAGAUGACAGUUAUCUGCAGUUUUUGAUAAUUCAACGUUCACCUGGCUUCCAGUAAAUUCUCUAAUAGCAAGAAAUGCAACUCGAAAAAACUCCAGGUCCUCUUCUCUCUCCUGCUGUGCCUUGUUAGGUAGCUAGGUCAUGAAAGCUGUGCGGAGAGGGCCAGGUAAUAUCCCUAAUGACAGAAAAGAAGAUUUUCAGCUUACCUCCGACCUCGACACAGUGCAUUGCACUACCAGAGUCUUCACAUGUGACAGCGGAACUCCAACGCACACACCCAUAGACCAACACCUUAAAAGGCUAUGCACAUUUACCUCACCAAGACGCAGAAGCAGGCUGGAAAGAUGAGCACCAACAACCCCGAGGACUGGUGCUUACGGCUGAUUCUUCUUUGUUGUUCCUUAAAGACACUUCAUGGCUCAGGCUGGGACGUGUACCAGUCCCCUGAUUUCAUAGAGGAGAUGGUGGGUAACUCCAUUACACUGAAAUGUCACAUCGCAAACAUCGUAUUUGAAAACUCCUGCGAGUCCAUAAUUUGGGCUAAAGUACACCCAAGGAACGGGGAAUUGGUUGUUGCGGACCCCGCAUCAGAUAAAAACUUUGAUGCAGCCAAAAACGAAACUACAAAAUCAUGUGAUUUAAUAGUCAUAGGCCAGAGCCAGGCAUAUUCUGGCAUGUACUAUUGUUGGGCUAAAGUAGCGAGUAUAAGAAUUCAAGGAAAUGGAUCAAGAGUGUCAUUCACAGGAACUUUAACCGCUUCUGUGGAGCUUUUUUCGCCACGGAACAGUAACGCCUCAAGUGUCCCGUUUAUCUGUUGGGCGAAAGGAGUUGUCCCAUCACAAGUCCGUAUCUUCUGGAUUAUGGAUGGAAGUGAAUAUAAUGGACACACUGAAUCUAUUUGGUCUAACGACAGUCAUUCAGCAGCAGAAUUCACUCAAAGUCGGACUUGGACCCCCGACUGGACAGGUGUAGCUGGGAUAGAGUGUACGUGUGUGGUCGAAAUACGAGGAAAGAACAUUUCAAAAACCAUUCAAUAUAUGCCAGGAUCAGCUCCGAACAGCGCGUGCUUAGUCCUUGUGUAUGGAAUCUCUUUUACAUCACUUUUCAUCGUGGCAGGAUGGCUUCUGGUUGUUAUAUAUCAUGGGCAAAAAAGUAAGAAAACUCACAAGAUAGACCACAGACAUAAAUUCAGUAAACAUGGAACAGAUACUCUUAAAGGACCAUCUUACAAUGAAGUGCUGUAUUCCAGUCUGAACAACAUCCAGCCGCCAACAAGUGCUGGACUUCAAAGGGAUUAUGUGGCAGAAAACGGAGCGGAAGUUAUCUGUUUAGAUUAGAUGGACAUAUUCAUCUGCACAGUGUCAGUUCCUUCAUUUGGUUAAUUGUGCAGUAAAAUACUUUCAAAUAUAAUGUAUUGCAUAUUAAUUAACAUUUUAUGCAUAUUUGCAUUUUGUGUGUAUUGCAUUAUAUGGCUUUGUACUUUGCACAAUGACAAUAAAAGAUGACCCUA
Messenger RNA from Alosa alosa (allis shad), 1508 nucleotides. RefSeq lists its product as uncharacterized. The record is from RefSeq and is a predicted model, not a curated record. Lineage: Eukaryota; Metazoa; Chordata; Actinopteri; Clupeiformes; Clupeidae. Bases 301 to 1335 code for a protein of 344 amino acids. The transcript is spliced from 8 exons.